Sycon ciliatum is the source of this 2820-nucleotide messenger RNA. RefSeq names its product alpha-L-iduronidase-like. Gene Ontology annotation, biological process: carbohydrate metabolic process. NCBI's taxonomy places the organism in Eukaryota, Metazoa, Porifera, Calcarea, Leucosolenida, Sycettidae. The record is from RefSeq and is a predicted model, not a curated record. Gene Ontology annotation, molecular function: L-iduronidase activity. The coding region runs from base 248 to 2251 and encodes 667 amino acids. The transcript has 6 exons.
GAGUCCUCGAGUUCAACAGUCCGAUCCGAUCGUUAUUUUUUAGGAAUCUGCCUGCUCCUUGAUCCUUGCACCUUUCUUCGUUUCUAGCGGCUGAGGCUCCGCUAACUGUACAAAUUUGUAGAAUAGGCUGGGUUGCUGACUUUAGUUCAGCACACCAGUCACUAGUGUCAAGUAGUGACUUCUAAGUAAGCUCUAUGCAACACAUGUCCCUAGAUCCCUGGCCUGAGCUGACCGGUCGAAACCCACCAUGUGCUCGCUAGCUAGUUUCUCUGUGUGCAUUCAAAUAUGCCUAGCAAUAACAAUUACAUGGAGCAAUUUUGCCCAGGGCAGAAUGUCCGGUGCCAGGACUGAGAAUGGUGGAUCCUAUUCGGUCACGGUGGACGCCUCGCACAUCGUGGCACCGUUGGACCGCUUCUGGAGAAGUACUGGAUUCUGCCCGCCAUUGCCACACCAGAACUUCAGCUCAUACGUCAUCACAGAAGAUGAGAUGCAAAACAUUGCCCUGAUAGGGUCGGUGGCUAGAAGAGGGAUUGAGCAAGUACGCAUCCACUGGCUACUGGAUCUGGUCACUGUAACCGGUGAGUCCAGUACGAAUCUGACAUAUGACUUCUCAACGUUGGACAUCCUCAUGGAUUGGUUGCAUCGUAGUCAGCUACGGCCUGGCUUUGAGAUCAUGGGAAACCCAUCCGGUUACUUCACCUCGUUUGACAAUAAAACGCAAGUCAUACUGUGGAAAGACCUUGUACAGCAAGUUGCAGCACAUUAUAUUACCCGGUACGGCCUGGCUGAAGUUGCCCAGUGGAACUUCGAGACGUGGAAUGAACCAAGCAACAAAGAUUUCGACAACCUGGACAUCACCAUUGAGGGUUUUCUGAACUACUACGACGCCUGUUCCGAAGGCCUGCUGGCUGUUGAUCCCUCACUACGUCUCGGUGGUCCUGGAGAUGGCUGUAGAGAUACACAAAUGUACUGCUGGGCAUUCCUAGCUCACUGCGCCAAUGGAACUAACUACUUCACAGGCAAAACAGGUGUCCGAGUUGACUUCAUUUCCUUUCAUCAUAAAGGCAAGGGAUCCUCGGACUAUAUUCUAGACACAUCGAACGACACUAUCUAUGCAAUCCGCCGUCAGUAUCCUCAACUAGCACAUGUCGAUAUAUACAAUGAUGAAGCAGAUCCAGUGGGAGGCUGGAAUAAGUUAGAAGACUGGAGAGGUGAUGUUAGCUAUGCUGCCAUGGUUGUCAAGGUGAUUGCAGAGCACCAGAAUAUGUUCCUCUCCACGGCUGAAGCAGCAGCGUUCACGCGUUACGCUCUGCUAAGCAACGACAACGGCUUCUUGAAUUGGGACCCCGUGAGCCAUUUCAACGAGCGGACACUGACUACUCGGUUUCGCAUGAACUUGACAACGCCGCGUAGCGUAGAAAUGAUCAAGAAGCCCGUCUUGUCUGUCAUGAGUCUGCUGGCAUUGCUGGGAGAAAAUCAGCUUCUGACAUCGUGGAAACCAGACACAAACAAAGGCACACUGGGCUCUCUGGCAACGGUUCACAAGCCCAAUAGCACUGACCCAAUGGACAGCUGGGAGCUUGUCGUGAUCUUGUAUAGCAGUGAUGAUACCUCUGAUACGGUGGACACCUCACACGUCAGCCUAGACAUAGUGAACAUUCCGGACUUCAAUGAAAAUGCUGGAGAGAUUCACAUGCACUUCUACAAGAUGAACAAUGAUGCCACUAACCCGUUUGGCAUCUUCACUGAAGCCAGUAAACCAGACUACCCAACCAAGGAUCUACUCGCCCGAAUGCGUGCGUGUCAAGAGCCCCAGUCACAGAGCAUUGGCCUUGCCGACCACCGUUCCAAGAUGGCUGUGGAAGGGCGUAUUGACCUGUCAUUCACCCUGGACAUGCCCGGAGUGACAGUACUGCACGUCUGCCAGCAGGCAGCCAGUCCUCCACCACAGGUAACCGGAUUGUGGCUGCACAAUGUGACAUCAUCAGAAGUGCUAGUGACCUGGCAUGGUGUUGACGUGCGCUGUCUGUUCACCUACCAAGUCAUGUAUUCCACUAGCGGUCCCACCGGCACCUACUCGCAAGCUAACUCCGCACAGCCACUCAUCUCGUCAUCAUUCAUCCAUGCGUUGAGUGCUAGCGAUGUGGAGAAGAUGGCUGCCGCAUCGGCAUCGGUUUCCUACAGAAUACAAGCAGUUGACUACGGUGGUAGAAAGGGACCAGCAUCUGAUCCUAUUUCUAUUUCACUGUAACAAGGUACAUGUACAUGACUGUACAGUCAGACCUCGCAUAACCGCACACAUCCGUUUUCGACAAAAAUAUCCGGAGAGGCGAGGGAACCGGAUAAUCGAACACACAUACUGUAUGUCUGCAUAGCAUAUGCUGUAAAUCGGUAAGCUGGGAUUUUCUUCCGGAUGGCGAGGGAUCCGGAUAAAAGAGGACCGGAUAAGCGAGGUCUGACUGUAGUACUCCAGCAAUGAUGUGAGUUGCCUCUCAGCCGGACAUUCCCAUGCAGUUCUACUGCUACUGCUACUGUGGCAAUGCCAUGGUAACAGCUGAUACAGGUACUAGUACAUGUACAUACUUCAAAGUACUGUUAUACUGUUAUUAGCAGUACAUGUACUACCAGUGCUUGACCAGACGGCAGAGAGCCUUGCUGCUUCCUUGUGUCAGGCAAUGCUAUCAUACCGGUAUAAUUAUAAUUAUUGUUACAUGACGUAUACCACACAAGAACACCACGGUACAUCUACAACUGUCACCGCACUCAGGGUAUGACUGACUUCUAUUUUUCAAUUCGGGUGAUAUUUGAUUGCUUCAUCAG